UCUGCUGCUGCCAGGCCCCGUCCCCGGCUCUGAGAGGGAUGUGGCACCGCCAUCCCAAUUUGCAGAGUGUGCAGCGUGGGGAAUCAAAACACAGAUCUGGAGCAAAUGAACUCCAAGGCUGUUCUGCAGAGCGGAGCCUUCAGCUGGGGGUCCUGCACCGACCCCGGCCAGGCUGCUCCGUCUCACCGCCCUCUGCUGCUGUGGGACUACGCAACUCCCUGCGAAGGCCUUGAGGUGCACCACGGAUGCAGCAAGGUGUUGUUGCUGUUGUGAUCUUCAGGGAAUAGAUGAAAGGAAGGAGGCACCCCGAAUUACUGAGGGCGAGGCUCUGGGAACAUUUUAGCAGCUCCAAAAUCAGUUAAGUUCUUUAGAAUGUGAAAACAGCCAGAGGGGCCCCGGGAAGGAAGGAGAUCACGGCAGAGAGAAGUACAAAAGCUGCCUAAUCCCCAUAACUCCGCCACUGCCUCACAGGAACCUCUGCUAAAAGCAAGAAUCACUUCUCUUAUCCGCAGAUGACAUCUCUGGAGCCAGCCAGGCCAGCAGCUUGGGUGUGCGAUUUUCCACUGCAUACUGCAACACCUGGCGCCGCAUCACUGAAGGGAUUGUUUUUUUCCAAGCAAAGAAUACAACAGCGCAGUGUCUCCCUUCCCUCUUCUCUGCCGCCUUUCAGGCUAAGACCCGUCCAGCCACAUUGCUACAACCACGGCACCCAGUCCCUCUGUGUUGCUGCAGGUGUGGCCCCGUCCUGCAGCUCCGGGCGGUGCUGAUCAGCCCCCAUUCCUGGUGCUGCAGGGCUCUGCGCUGCGCUGCUCCUGUGUGCCCCCACAUGCCCCAUGCGGGCAGCGCUGCCCCGAUGAGUUCAGCAGUGCUGCCCCAAUGAGUUCAGCAGUGCUGCCUCGCAGCAAAACACUGAGCCGUAUGAGGCACAAGCACAGCUAAGGGCCGAUCGAAUUCUUUGCAUCGGUAACCGUGCCUGAUGUGUCCUGGCAGUGGUGUCUAAUGCAGUUCCAGUUUAUCUGACCUCAUCUGCCUGAGCAUCGCACCUUGCCACAGCAGUGAGACAGAGGGAAUGGAACACAGGCAUUCCUGAUUCUACAAACAUUGCGGAAGCCACAGCUGCUGCUGAAAGGCGCUGCAGGAAAGCAGUCGGGUCUGAAGCCGUGACCCAGGUGCCACCGGGAAGCAGUGAGCGUCUGCACCGUAAGUGACCGAAACCCAUCGCUGUGGGGACUUUCCGACCUCUUCAGAGAUUCACCCUACACCGCUGUGUCAGCAGAAACCACUGCAGUUUCUUCUCUUUUGAAUUACAGGGUUCUGCCAAAUGCAGUAUCAGUACAAAGUACCGCCAGGUCUGUGCUUGUCCUGGAUAGAGGUCCUGGCUGGAAGGUUUCCAUCUGGCUUUGGCUCAGCCCUACAUAAAGAUAAUGGAUGCUCAGAGCUCCUAAGUCAGCAGCUUAUGUUGGCUUCGGGCACUUUAAAAAAGCAAAUAGAGAAAUGUGUAGAUUUCAAGGAUAUCAGGUGCUUGUGGACAGUGUCACAGGGGAUUCACUUGUUGCUUCAUGAAGCAGCGCAGGGUGGAGUUGGAGCGAGCACCUCCACGUCUCAGGUGCAAUACUGAAAUGCUAAAACGUAGCCCUGAGCGAGGAGCCUCCGUCCUGAAUCACAGCUGUGCUGGGAAUGAAAGCGGAAAGAGCAGAUCCCGGUGUGCUGCAGCGAUGCUGGUGGGAAGUGACAAAAGAUGUGAAACAGGGGCGAGAAAAGUGAUGAUUCUGGAAUUUGGCUGCGAGUGUCAGGGGUGACGAAAAGCAGCGGCAACGCCUCCCGCGUGGGCUAUAAAGGGCUGCGGGCAGGGGAAGCGCGCACUGCUGCCUGCGCUGCCAGCCCGCCGUGCCCGGCCUCUGCCCCACCAUGAGCACCACUGUCCGGCAGUUCUCCUCCUCCACCUCCCUCAAGAGCCUGGGGGGCGGCUCCAGCAGGCUGUCCUGCGGCAGGGCGGCGGGCUACCGGGCCCCCAGCGUCCACGGCGGCUCCAGCAGCUACUCCAUCUCCUCCCGCAUCGUCUCGGGGCUCGGCGCCGGCUAUGGGGGCGGCUACUGCGGCAGCGUCGGAGGGGGCCUCGGCGGGGGCUUCGGGGCCGGCUAUGGGGCCGGCUUCGGGGCCGGCUUUGGAGGCGGCUUCGGGGGCGGCGAUGGCAUCCUCCCGGCCGGCGAGAAGGAGACGAUGCAGAACCUCAACGACCGCCUGGCCGCCUACCUGGACAAGGUGCGCGCCCUGGAGGAGGCCAACACCGACCUGGAGGUGAAGAUCAGGGAGUGGUACAAGAAGCAGGGGCCCGGCCCCGAGCGCGACUACAGCCCCUACUACCGGACCAUCGAGGAGCUGCGCAGCAAGAUUCUUGCUGCAACUGUUGAGAAUGCCAACAUUGUCCUGCAGAUUGACAAUGCCAGGCUGGCAGCCGAUGACUUCAGGACCAAGUUUGAGACGGAGCAGGCCCUGCGCAUGAGCGUGGAGGCCGACAUCAACGGGCUGCGCAGGGUGCUGGACGAGCUGACCCUGUCCAGGGCCGACCUGGAGAUGCAGAUCGAGAACCUGAAGGAGGAGCUGGCCUACCUGAAGAAGAACCAUGAGGAGGAAAUGAACGCGCUGCGCGGACAGGUGGGAGGAGAGAUCAGCGUGGAGAUGGACGCGGCUCCCGGCAUCGACCUCACCAAGAUCCUGGCCGAGAUGCGGGAGCAGUACGAGAGCCUGGCAGAGAAGAACCGCAGGGACGCCGAGCAGUGGUUCUUCAGCAAGACGGAGGAGCUGAACCGCGAGGUGGCCAUCAACACGGAGCAGCUGCAGAGCGGCAAGACGGAGAUCACGGAGCUGCGCCGCACCAUCCAGAGCCUGGAGAUCGACCUGCAGUCCCAGCUCAGCACGAAAGCGGCACUGGAGGGCACCCUGGCCGACACCGAGGCGCGCUACGGCACCCAGCUGGCCCAGCUGCAGGCGCUGAUCACCAGCGUGGAGGAGCAGCUGGCCGAGCUGCGCUGCGACAUGGAGCGCCAGAACCACGAGUACCGGGUGCUGCUGGACGUCAAGAGCCGCCUGGAGCAGGAGAUCGCCACGUACCGCCGGCUGCUGGAGGGCGAGGAUGCCCAUAUCUCUUCCCAGUACUCCUCUGCAAUGUCCUCACACUCUGGCAGAGACGCCAUUACAUCCUCGCGCCAGGUGCGCACCAUCGUGGAGGAGGUGCAGGACGGGAAGGUGGUCUCAUCCCGUGAGCAGGUGGCACUCACCACACGCUAGUGGGACCCACAGCAGCCCCAGGCUCUGCCAAUGGAGCUCAGAGGCACACAGCUGGCUUCGCCCCUCUGCUUCUCGCCCGAUGUCCCCUAACCACGUGCAGCUGCCAUCGUGCACUCUGUACACAUUUAAUAAAGCUUUGUUUUCCAUUCACGCAA
Messenger RNA from Tympanuchus pallidicinctus (lesser prairie-chicken), 3443 nucleotides. Its product is annotated as keratin, type I cytoskeletal 14. The transcript has 8 exons. Bases 1909 to 3288 code for a protein of 459 amino acids. Gene Ontology annotation, cellular component: keratin filament. NCBI's taxonomy places the organism in Eukaryota, Metazoa, Chordata, Aves, Galliformes, Phasianidae. The record is from RefSeq and is a predicted model, not a curated record. Gene Ontology annotation, molecular function: structural molecule activity.